UGCUGCCGCCCACAAGACAACUACACAACCAAGGGCAACGGCGCAAGGGAAGCUACGGAGAAGACAUAACCCUGGCAUUCGCGGCUACGCGUUCGGGCCAGCAAAGACCAUCACCUGAUCCCCCUUCACAAGGCGGUCGCCCCCACCGGUCCCGGCAUGGCGGAGACUGGGGCUGAUGACGACGAGACGCUCGGCGCCUGGGCCCUGCGCUACCGCGGCGUCGCCACGUUCGGCGCGUUGGCGUUGCUCCUGGGCACCGGAAAGUUCGUGGGUUUCCACUGGCACCGGCUGGCGUUCCUGCGGCGGUUCGUCGUGCCCCCCGCCGUGAUCUCGGGCCUACUGGGCUGUGUGGUGUACCGGCUGUUCAAAGGGGUCAUGUCGCCGGGAGUGAAGUCGUCACUCGACGAGAGCUUGAGCGAGGUGGUGGUGUUGAUGAUCAACUUCACCUUCUCCGCGCUCACGCUGGGCUUCGCAAGCGCGGGGACCUACGUCCCCAGGACCCGGGCGGUGCUGGCCUCCAUCUGGCACGAGGCCCUGCCCAUGCUGGUGUACAGCCAGGUCCUCAUCUGGGGACAGUCGUGCGUGGCCCUGCUGACGGUCGGCCUCAUCCGCCUGGGAAACCCUGACGUAUCGGUCUUCCUCGGCGCUCUGAUUACCAUGGGCCUGGAGACGGGGCGCGACGUGAUGUCGUUCUCGACGAGGGAGAUUGCGGGGGAAUGGGCUGACGAGGUGGUCCGUCUUGCCGACUCCUUGGGCUUGCUCCUGUCAGUGUUUGGAGGCAUUUGCCUCAUGACGAUGCACAUGGGAAGCUGGGGUCCGACCGGAGCAAGGGGAUACGCUUUGGUGGGCAACGACGAGGCCGCCGCCGGCGCUGGAGACGGCCUUCUCACCGGAGGGGACGGAGAAAGGGAUGCCGGCCGCCAGCGGGAACACUUCCACCGCGGGAGGGGAAGGUGCGGGUGGCUGGUGGGAAGGGCAUCGCCUGAUCGGGGCCGGCAGGGGCCCGGCGGCGCAGCCGCCGCCGGCACCGCAGGGCGCGGCCUGGGCGGCGGCUUGCCCGGUUUCGACGACGCGAACGUCGGCAACAGCGACGCCGGCAGCAACAACCACCGCUCGCGCUCCCUGUCCCCUCGCUCCCGCCCGGCUCUUCGCGGCGCCGGCAUCGCUGGCAGCUUGCUGGAGGCGGGCACGCCGGAGGCGUCGGUAACGGGCCGGGACAGGGGCCCCACGCUUGGUAUUCAUCAGGCGGGGCUCGGGGCGCACCUGCUGCUGCCGGCCGUGUCGGUUGGCGCGGCCUGGCUGGUGGACCUGUUCAUCCGCUUCCUGGAGAACCGCGUCGAGUACACGGCCAAGCACCACAUCAUUUCGGGCUUUCGGCUGUUCCAGCUGAGCAUGUGUGCCGCUCUGCUGUUCAUGUGCUUCAUCCGGCGGACAAGCCCGUUCCGGUACCAUAGCGAGUGGUUCUUCAGGCUCAGCGGCCUGUGCCUCGACCUCAUGACCACUGCCGCAAUCAGCAGCAUCGGGUUCGCAAGCAUCCCCGACAAGUUCAACGCCGCCUUCCUGCUGGUUCUCUUCUCUUGCGUGCUGUGGAACGUGGGAGUCUUCAUCGUGCUGGCCCCUCGGAUGUUCCCCAACUUCUGGCUCUUGAGGGCGACCGCGCUCAUCGGCGACGCGCUGGGCCACAGCUGGGUGGGCCUCCUGCUGCUGAGGGCCAUGGAUUUCCGUCUGCAGACGCCCGUGCCCCUGGCUUACGCGUACAAGACCAUGAUGUUCUUCGUGCCUGCUUCGGGGAGCAAGAACGCUAUCGUCGUAGCGAUGGUUGACGUCAUGGGCGUGUGGGAGGCGUUCGUGGUCUGCCUCGGCGUGUGCGCGGCGUGGCUCUGGGUCUUCGACUGGCACUUCAAGCCGAGGAUGCCGCACAACCAGCAGAUGAGGGAGGAGGAGAGGUCCAAGAGGAAGCAGCGCUCGCCUCUGCGGACGCGGAAGAAGAAGAAGAACGUGAUCGAAGAGGCGGAGCUGGUGGACAUGCGGCCGCCUGGAGUUGUCCGUCACGAGGUGGAGUCGCCAGUGGAGGAAGCAAGAGACGUCGUUCUCGACCAGCCUUCCAAGAUCCUCACGGCGGCCCGUCUGAGCCGUCUCGCGGAAGCGGUGCCCCUGGGCCAGGCGAUGAAGACUUGGAGGCUUGGCUACAGCAUCGCCAGGGACGGCGCGAGCUUGUGGACCCUGCUGCAGAACUGCCGGGGGAGGGGGCCGUUUGUGGUGGCCUGGAGCGAUGCUGGCAGGUGUCUGAUCGUGGUGGAGGAUAGCUGGGGGUACGUCUUCGGCGGCUUCGUGGCCGGCUCGAUGAAGGAGAGCCAAGACUACUAUGGCACGGGCGAGUCAUUCGUGUACUCGUUCCACCCCUCCUUCAAGGCCCACCGCUGGACAGGAGCCAAUGACUACUUCUGCAUCUCGAGCGACUCGUGGCUGGCCAUGGGCGGUGGCGGCGGCGGCUUCGCCUUCCAGAUCGACGACGAGCUCGACGCCGGAGAGAGCAAUCCGAGCGACACCUUCGGAAGCCCUCGGCUGUCUUCGAACGAGUUCUUCAGGCACGCGAGCGACUGUGUUUCUUGGCGCGUAGUCGUCGCUUCUUUCUUUUUUUUAUUGCUGCACUUGUAGUCGUCCCUUUUUUUGUUGCGUCAUGCGCGGCGAACAUGACAUGGUGAUGGUGGUGGCGGGGGGUGUUCGCCUUGGAAAGGGUGAAUGGACCCACGAAGCAUGGACAUCUCGAAUCAGACCACCCCAAGAGUGGAUGAUGGCGGAAUUUAUCCCCGUCGGUCGGCGCGGUCUGUUGUUUCCUGGUCCCCUGUGCGCUCAGGAACGCGUGCGUCGUUUCCAGGCACACCCGCCACCUACAGGUUUGCUCGUGGGUUUGGUUGGUCCUUGCUCUCGCCCUCCCGUCCCCUGUAUGUUAAUAUGUUUUGAACGCCUACAUCCCGGGGUGUCCACCCAUUGGGUUGCCGUACGUGCCCAAUGAUUUUUGGCCCACUCCCAACGGCCUGCGCUACAUCUUCUCCAUGAUUGUGUGACGUUUGUCAGGAAGGACCGCGUCUAGCUCCGAACACCCCCUUUGGUGUCGUGCUUUUCUGCGAUUGAUUUUGAGUUCACACUCGCUUGCUGUCGCAAAAAUGCGUGGAACGGUAUCUAUCCCCACUCCGUCCGUGAGUGGUUUUGCCUACAGUAGUUUCCCUCCAUCGGAAGGGCCUUUUUUUGGCAAUUGAACGCCGCAAAGCAGUAGUCAGCUUUUGUUUCUUGUCAUCCCAUCAAUCCUGUCGUCGCUUCUACACUUUCUGUACUAUUCUGGAUGCACCCGCAGGGGCGUGUCACCCGGGAGAAAGGUCACACAGUAUGCACCUCACAUGGGACCUUUUUCAAACGUAUUUCGUGUGUUGUUUCCACCAGGUGCCUGCAGGUGGAGGUGUGGGUCUUCUCGGACCUCAAGCCUUCGGGCGUUUGACGCACGUACGUGUGUGAAGUACUUAGUGGAGAACGGGCGUGCGGGAUAGGAACCCCGACACACGCCAAGCUCUCCCGGCUCUAUUUCGUUCUCCAGAGGCCAAGAGAGAGAGAGAGAGAGAGAGAGAGAGAGAGAGAGAGAGANGAGAGAGAGAGAGAGAAACACCUUGGGAAGCCUUCUUUACGGGAGAAAGGGACGGGGGCUACUUUCUGUGUCGAGAAAAAUGGCUUUGAAAUACGCAGGGACCGGCAGGAGGGGUAUUUUUCACGGUUGGGUAUCGUCUGGGAACACCAGGGGUAAGUUCCUUGCGUUUGGAGGACCGAGGCUUUGGGAAAACGCCUGUUGGGGGCGGAGUCUGUUGCGCGUACGAUGUGUUCGGGGCUGACUCCCUAUGCUCUUUUGGACUGCCUGCGGCCUAGUGGCGAGUCGGGCCCGAGCCCCCACCAAAACGAAGGUGUGCCAGCUACUGUCGUGGAAAAUCACACCGUCGCCUCGUGCGGUGAGGUCUGUUUUGGUAUUGGCUUGCUUUUCGACAUCACUGGGGUGUCGCCCGGGCCGCAGUGUACGGGAAGCAAUGGGCAACCGACACAAAGCGUCAUGUUAAGCUCGCAAGCAUUGAUGGCAUGCCACGAAAGCCCGUCUCUCUCGAUGGUUCGUUGCCGGAAGAAGUAAUCGACUACUGGUGUGUUCA
Molecule: messenger RNA, 4187 nt
Organism: Ectocarpus sp. CCAP 1310/34
Lineage: Eukaryota; Phaeophyceae; Ectocarpales; Ectocarpaceae
Source: the annotation of a GenBank genome assembly